AUGAAUCGUCGAGAUAAUGGCAUGUAUGAGUUCUCUUCGACAUAUGUCCUCAAUUAUGUUCGCAACUGCCGUCAAGUAUGGUUUCUUCCCGUCAAUGUCAAUCUCAAGCCCAAAGGGUACAUCUCCUCCGCCAUAGUGUCCGAGAGCGCCCCACAGCUCCGCCCUUUUACAACCCAACUGGUACAAGUUACAUUUGCGUAUGACGAUGUAUACGUUGUGGUUAUUUCCCUUGCUGAUCGUCCUCCUUAUCAGCACCACAAAAUAGUUCUGGAGGACAUGUUGGUUACUGGGCUCAUGCUUGAGUACAUCAAUGCCAAGAUGGGCGGGCAUUAUAACUCACGAUCUUGCAUUGUUGAAUCAUUUGUUCAUAAUCGGUCUUGUCCGGCAAUAUCAUAUGUAAAGACAUUAUCAUUUUCAUCGACUAUUUGGUUCUUUGGCAUAUGGAAGGAGGAAGAUCUCAGCAGGCGUCAUCGGAGUGGGGAUGCCGAGGUUGCCGAAGGAGAAAUUGAAAUCGAGGCCCUUGAGGACCCCAACGUAGUCGAUCGCGUCGUCGACAUUUGGACCACCGCCGCUGAUCAAGAGGUCCUCGGAGAAGAAGGUGACAUCGAGAGGGGGGUUGUGGAGGCCGUCGAUCGGCGACGAUCUCCGAAUUUGGCUAUGGGUUUUCAAAGACUCACAGGUCCCAAUGGAGGGGAUAGUGAAACAAGUCCUCACCUUUAUGUGGCUAACUGUGGGCCCACUGUCGGCCUUUCGUACGAUGCUAUUGCCUCUGUAUUUGCAGCAUACGGAGAAGUCAAAGGAGUCUGUGCUGCUGAUGGAAGUGGGACCCGCGUGAUUGUCUCGUACCACAACACGAGUAGUUCGCGAGCUGCCAUGAAAGCACUCAACGGACGUUCGUGCUCUGCUCUUGGGGGACGUUCUUUACACAUUCAGUAUUCUAUGCAGUCAUUUGGUAAGGUCAACAAAAUUGAGUCAGUUUCAGUAUCAACAUCAGCUUCAGACGUGGACAUCCCUGGACUUCACUUGGUUCAUGACUUUGUCACUGAUAAGGAAGAGCAAGAAUUGCUUGCUGCCGUGGAUGGUAGGCCGUGGCAACACCUUGCCAAAAGAAGAGUUCAACAUUACGGAUAUGCAUUUUGCUAUGAUAUAAGGAAUGUUGACACGAACCAAUAUCUGGGUGAGCUUCCAUCGUUCUUGUCUCCCGUGCUCCAAAGGAUCAAAUCAUUUCAACCACUUGAUCAUGCUGGAGACAUAUCUUUGGAUCAACUUACGGCAAAUGAGUAUGCACCUGGCGUAGGUCUGUCCCCCCACAUAGAUACCCACUCAGCAUUCGAAGGAUUAAUUUUCAGUCUCUCACUAGCGGGCCCUUGCAUCAUGGAGUUCAGAAAGUAUACAACCGCAGCUUGGCAUGAAAAGCCCGUUUCUACUCCUGAUGCAGAGAAAAACAUGUCCGAAAAGAAUUCAGAUUUCAUUAGGAAAGCUAUUUAUCUCCCCCCUCGAUCGAUGUUGUUGCUAUCUGGCGAGGCCCGAUACUCUUGGCAUCACUAUAUUCCACACCACAAGGUGGAUAAAGUGGAGGACACUUUGAUACGCAGGGGGUCAAGAAGGGUAUCCUUCACAUUACGCAAGGUGCUGAAAGGCCCUUGCCAGUGUGAAUUCCCUCAAUACUGUGAUUCUCGAAGAUAGAUAAGUUUAAUCGUGAUUGCUAUCUGCAAUAACAAUUUGGUUGGAGUUGUGUGCCUCAGCACAUUGUUAAGGUCAUGAUCCAAGUGUAAUGAGUUAUGGUAGUGACUUUAGAUUCAUCAAAGGCCAAAAUCCUUUUUCAUUUACUGAAAAAAAUAGAGAAUGUAGUUGAAAUGAAAUAAUCACAUUCCAUUUGUUGUGCUCUUUGCAGUAUCAUAACGAAUGCUAUUAUGAAGUAGUAUGUGUAGCCGAAAUUAUCCAUUAUUUAUUUGAAAGGGG
Messenger RNA from Striga asiatica, 1962 nucleotides. The record is from the annotation of a GenBank genome assembly. NCBI's taxonomy places the organism in Eukaryota, Viridiplantae, Streptophyta, Magnoliopsida, Lamiales, Orobanchaceae.